UAACAAAAAAGCUCAUCAAUUCCAUCGCCAACUCCCCAAAUAAUAAAUUAUAAAGUCAUAUACAUCACUGUUACCCAAAUAUUUCGUACACCACAGAUUUAGAUCAUAUCUAUUUCGCUGAGAAAUCAAUCGCACAAAUAUGCCAUUAUAUUUGAAUUAUUCUGUGGGGAAUGCAAUUGCAUUCAAUGGGGCUGCAUUUUCAUGUAUAUCAUUCAUUGUCUUUCUUGCCUCUACUCAACCAUUUUACCUUGCAGAAGUGCUUGGGUUUAAACAUAAAGAUAAUAUUGGGGCUGCCAUUGGAACUCUUGGGGUCAUCGAUGAGCUUGCAGCUAUUGUGUUUGCCCCUCUCAUCGGUGCUCUUUGUGACAAGAUUACUGCUGGCGGUAAAAUCAGUGGGUCUAGAGCUACCAUUGUGAUGGGAUUCACUAUAAUUGGGGUUAGUUUCCUUUGUUAUGGGAAAUUAGCAAGUCAUUUCUAUCCUGAUUUGGCCAUUUUCAGGACUUUAUUUGCCCUUGGAGUUACCUCCACCAUGAGUAUGGUCACAGUAAUGUUUACAGAAAUUUCAAAUUCUGAUCUUGAUAUUUUAUCAUCAUUAUCAGGAAUUAAAAGAAGUUUCACCAGACAAGAAGAUGAUCCUGAAUCUAUUCAAAGAUUACUUUCUAACGAUUCUACUGAAGAUUUGGAUUUAAAUCCUACCCCUCCAACAAGAAAAACUGGAAGAUAUGCUGCAAUGAUGGGUAUUUCAACUGGUUUAGGAGCAAUUUUUGCAGUUUCAUUCUUUUUAACUUUACCAGCCAGAUUACAAACACAUUUCCCAGAAUUAUCUAAUAAGGAUGCAUUGAAAUUGGCAUAUCUGUCAAUUGGUGUAUUAUCAAUUAUAACCGGUGCUAUUUUAUAUUUCUUUAUCUAUGCUAAAGAUAAUAAUGCGGCUCUUGCCUAUCAACAAACUCAUAUUUCCACUACUGGUACCCCAACUACUGGUUAUUUCAAACUUCUUAAACAUGGUUUAAUGAUUUCUAAAAGAAACACAAGAGUUCAACUUUCUUAUGUGGGGGCAUUUGUUGCAAGACUGACUGCUGUAUCCACUGGGAUUUUCGUGCCACUUUUGGUGUAUAAUUUUUUCUAUAAAUCAGGGAUUUGUGGUGGUGAAGAAGCUACAGGACCGGGGAAAAUUCCUUCAAAGCAAGAUUGUCAUGAAGGUUAUAUAUUUGCUGCCAUUCUCACUGGUGUUGGUCAAACCAUUGCUCUUGUCACUGCUCCUAUUUGGGGUACCCUUAUUGAUUACAAAAGAUUGGGUAACACCCGUUGCUUAUUCCUCGCAUCUUUAUGUGGAGUAUUGGGGUGCUUUGGACUUUGUUUCCAUGGUAUUGGAGAAAAUUCUGAUGCCUAUGACCCUAGAAAUAUUACCAGUUUCAUAAUGGUUGGAUUACUUGGUAUAUCACAUAUUGGUACUGUGAUGAGUAGUAUGAGUCUUCUCAGUAGUGUCGUUUCCGAAACUAAAGACCUGAUUUCCAUAGGUAGUAUCAGUGGAAUGUACAGUUUAUCGGGGGGUCUUGGUAUCCUCUUGAUCACUCUGGUUGGUGGUAAAUGGAGUGACAGUUGGAUCCAUGCCCCAUUUUUCAUUCUUGGGACAUUUCAUAUCAUAUUAUUAUCAUUAUCUAUAAGGUUAUGGUGAUUAUUUAAACUAAUACAUAUAUAUAUAUUCAAU
Messenger RNA from [Candida] anglica, 1708 nucleotides. NCBI's taxonomy places the organism in Eukaryota, Fungi, Ascomycota, Pichiomycetes, Serinales, Debaryomycetaceae. The record is from the annotation of a GenBank genome assembly.